GGUCAAUGUUUUUACAGGAAAUACAUUAGGUGUGAUACUACGAGGAGACAAGGGAAACGCAUUUUUUUCUUCAAAAAGAACAGAAGCAAGGAAAUCGUAUUACUAGUAUAAGACAGCCAGCAGGAAAUGACUAACUGAGUAUAGUGAUGGCAGAAGCAUCUCUUGACCAAAGUGAAAUGUCUGAGGAUAACCAGUGCGAAAGUAUUGUCACUUUUGUAGAAAAGAACAGUAGCAAUGAGAAGAUAAAAGAGCUGUAUGAUGCCUGGGAAAGUCUGUGUGUCAAUUUACAGAUUGACCUGACCUACGUUAGAUGGAAGUUGGACUCCUGGUUCCAGGAUUGUUACCAUGCCAGUCAAGAUAUCAGAAAACUGAGUGAGGUGUCACCAGAGAUGGCUCAAAGAAGGAAAGAAGAUUUGUAUGAACAAUUUAUGACAGAGAUUAAAAUGGUCAUUGAAGCACAUAAAGAAAAUUUUAUAAAUAAAGUCAAGAUAGAGGCGGCAAAAGAUGAGGUCUAUAGAAACUACCAUCAUAACCCUGAGGACUGGGUAGACAAAGCCAUUGAAUGUGUGGAAAAAGAAAUGGAACUUGUAGCCAAUUUUAAAAAGGUUUUUGAAGAAUUUACUAUCUUUAAAAUACAAUGCUUAAAUUAA
Messenger RNA from Mercenaria mercenaria, 650 nucleotides. RefSeq lists its product as uncharacterized. The record is from RefSeq and is a predicted model, not a curated record. Lineage: Eukaryota; Metazoa; Mollusca; Bivalvia; Venerida; Veneridae. The transcript is spliced from 5 exons. Bases 147 to 650 code for a protein of 167 amino acids.